This is a messenger RNA of Heteronotia binoei (common prickly gecko), 560 nucleotides long. It is a transcript of the gene HSD17B8, whose product is annotated as hydroxysteroid 17-beta dehydrogenase 8. NCBI's taxonomy places the organism in Eukaryota, Metazoa, Chordata, Lepidosauria, Squamata, Gekkonidae. The coding region runs from base 21 to 560 and encodes 179 amino acids. The record is from RefSeq and is a predicted model, not a curated record. The transcript has 5 exons. Gene Ontology annotation, molecular function: oxidoreductase activity, acting on the CH-OH group of donors, NAD or NADP as acceptor.
AACCUGCCCCCCCCCGAGCAAUGGCCGCCUCUCUCCGGCUGCGGGGGGCUUUGGCGCUGGUCACAGGGGGAGCCAGCGGCAUCGGCCGCGCCGUCUGUGCCCGCCUGGCCCGGGAGGGGGCGCUGGUGGCGGUGGCGGAUCGCAACGAAGCCGGGGCGGCCGAGACCCUGCGGGGGCUCCAGACCGGGGACCACCAGGCCUGGGUGGCCGACGUGGGAAGCUCCAAGGACGUGGCGGCGCUCAUGGGCAAGAUCCAGGCCCACUACUCCCGCCCGGCCAGUGUCUGCGUCAACUGUGCAGGCAUCACCAUGGACGAGUUCUUGCUGAAGCAGAGCGAAGAGGCCUUUGACGCCGUGCUCCGGGUGAAUCUCAAGGGGACCUUCCUGGUGACGCAGGCCGUGGCCCAAGCGCUGGUGGAGAGCGGAGCGUCCGGCGGCUCCAUCAUCAACGUGGGCAGCAUUGUUGGGAAGGUGGGCAAUUUGGGGCAGGUGAAUUACGCUGCUUCCAAGGCUGGGGUGGAGGCUCUGACGAAGACCGCGGCCAAGGAGCUGGCCAGGUGA